This is a messenger RNA of Artibeus jamaicensis (Jamaican fruit-eating bat), 12243 nucleotides long. It is a transcript of the gene FER, whose product is annotated as FER tyrosine kinase. Lineage: Eukaryota; Metazoa; Chordata; Mammalia; Chiroptera; Phyllostomidae. The record is from RefSeq and is a predicted model, not a curated record. The coding region runs from base 751 to 3219 and encodes 822 amino acids. Gene Ontology annotation, molecular function: ATP binding; non-membrane spanning protein tyrosine kinase activity. Gene Ontology annotation, biological process: chemotaxis; cell adhesion; regulation of mast cell degranulation. The transcript has 20 exons.
CAGGCUGUCCCAGCUUAUCACACCGGGCCCGGCCACUUCCCGGCCGCGGCCAGGCUAGUUUCCCAAAGUUUCCUGUGACGCCGCUGUCCGCCUCCGGGCCAUCCCGCCCUGACUCCCACCCGACAGUCCUGGACACAGGCUGGAAGAGGAGAAGGCUACAGGGACGAAGAAGCGCCAAUAUACGGACCACAGGACGCCGCCCCAGCCCGGGAGCGAACUGCGAGGGCGGCGGCCGCACCCGCUGCCCGGCGCUCGCGCACGCCCACCGGGCUUGGAGUCCGAGACCCACCCUCCGCGGCCCUAGCCAAUCGGCCGCGCCCCGCCUCCUGGGAGGUGGUGGAGGAGGGGGUUGGGGGCCGGCAGGCAGCACCGCCUUCCGUUCCUGCCCAUUGGCUGAGGCCUCGAGGGUGCUCGGAGACCGGAGUGCAUCUGGAUUGGCCGUAGAGGCUUGUGACAGAGGCACCCAUUGGCUGUGGCGGCCCCCGUGACGCGGGGUGGUGACUGGCUCCCGUGUCUGAGGGGCUCCUGCUUGUCAGGUUCUAGCUCCUGUUUUCUGGCUAGACCUGUGAUCAUACCUGUGAGACUUCAUUGAAAAUUUUAUCAAGUGUCUUCCUCAUCCCUGGUGUAUAAUCCCUCAACAUGGACCUGUUGCUUUAGCUAAGAUAUGAUCAGCAAUGAAUAGUAGGAAGAUAUGUGCUGAUUAGAAGGCUUACUUGCGCAGUGUGGAGAAUAAGACAGUGCCUUACAAAAAUGGGGUUUGGGAGUGACCUGAAGAAUUCACAUGAAGCUGUGUUAAAAUUGCAAGACUGGGAAUUACGGUUGCUGGAAACAGUAAAGAAAUUUAUGGCCCUGAGGAUAAAAAGUGAUAAAGAAUAUGCAUCCACUUUACAAAACCUUUGUAAUCAAGUUGAUAAGGAAAGUACUAUCCAAAUGAAUUAUGUCAGCAAUGUAUCCAAGUCUUGGCUACUUAUGAUUCAGCACACGGAACAACUGAGUAGGAUAAUGAAGACACAUGCAGAGGACCUAAAUUCUGGGCCCUUACACAGGCUCACCAUGAUGAUCAAAGACAAGCAGCAGGUGAAGAAAAGUUAUAUAAGUGUUCAUCAGCAGAUAGAGGCAGAGAUGAUUAAGGUUACAAAGACAGAAUUAGAGAAAUUAAAGUCCAGCUAUAGACAAUUAAUAAAAGAAAUGAAUUCUGCCAAAGAGAAAUAUAAAGAAGCUUUAGCUAAAGGGAAAGAAACUGAAAAGGCCAAGGAACGUUACGACAAAGCCACAAUGAAACUUCAUAUGUUGCAUAAUCAAUAUGUAUUGGCAUUGAAAGGGGCACAGCUUCAUCAGAGUCAGUAUUAUGACACCACACUUCCUCUGCUUCUGGACUCCCUACAGAAGAUGCAGGAAGAAAUGAUAAAAGCACUAAAAGGCAUAUUUGAUGAAUACAGCCAGAUAACUAGUCUUGUUACUGAGGAAAUAGUAAAUGUCCAUAAAGAGAUUCAAAUGUCGGUUGAGCAGAUAGACCCUAGCACAGAAUACAAUAAUUUUAUAGAUGUUCACAGAACUUCAGCUGCUAAAGAGCAAGAAAUUGAGUUUGAUACUUCCUUACUAGAAGAAAAUGAAAAUCUUCAGGCAAAUGAGAUUAUGUGGAAUAAUUUAACAGCAGAAAGUUUACAAGUAAUGUUGAAAACUUUAGCAGAGGAACUUAUGCAGACACAGCAAAUGCUUUUGAACAAGGAGGAAGCUGUCCUGGAGCUAGAGAAAAGAAUUGAAGAAUCUUCUAAAACCUGUGAAAAGAAGUCUGAUAUUGUGCUUCUGAUAAGCCAAAAACAGACACUUGAAGAGCUGAAACAGUCAGUGCAGCAGCUGAGGUGCACCGAGCAAAAGUUUACAACACAGAAAGAAUUACUAGAGCAAAAAGUGCAAGAAAAUGAUGGAAAAGAGCCACCUCCAGUAAUAAAUUAUGAAGAAGAUGCACGAUCAGUUACAUCUAUGGAAAGGAAGGAGAGGAUAUCCAAAUUUGAGUCUAUUCGUCAUUCAAUUGCUGGAAUGAUUAGGUCUCCGAAAUCUGCAUUGGGCUCUUCAACAUUCUGUGAUACGAUCUGCAUAAGUGAGAAGCCCCUGGCGGAACAAGAAUGGUACCAUGGUGCGAUUCCCAGAAUAGAAGCACAGGAUCUGUUAAAACAACAAGGGGACUUCUUGGUGCGAGAGAGCCAUGGGAAACCUGGUGAAUAUGUCCUUUCUGUAUAUUCUGAUGGACAGAGGAGACACUUUAUCAUACAAUAUGUUGAUAGUUUGUAUCGAUUUGAAGGCACUGGUUUUGCAAACAUUCCUCAACUUAUAGAUCAUCACUAUACAACAAAACAGGUCAUCACUAAGAAAUCAGGUGUAGUGCUGCUGAAUCCUAUUCCUAAGGAUAAGAAGUGGGUCCUCAAUCAUGAAGAUGUCACAUUGGGAGAAUUACUGGGCAAGGGAAAUUUUGGUGAAGUAUUUAAGGGCGUAUUAAAGGAUAAAACUGCUGUUGCUGUUAAAACAUGUAAAGAAGAUCUUCCUCAGGAACUGAAAAUAAAAUUUUUACAAGAAGCCAAAAUUCUCAAGCAAUACGAUCAUCCCAACAUUGUCAAGCUUAUCGGAGUCUGCACGCAAAGACAGCCCAUCUAUAUCAUUAUGGAAUUGAUUCCAGGAGGUGAUUUCCUUUCCUAUCUAAGAAGAAAGAAAGAUGAAAUAAAAACCAAACAACUGGUGAAAUUUGCAUUAGAUGCUGCCUCCGGUAUGUCAUAUCUUGAGAGUAAAAACUGUAUACACAGGGAUCUUGCUGCAAGAAACUGCCUGGUAGGUGAAAAUAAUGUUCUGAAAAUCAGUGACUUCGGAAUGUCUCGUCAAGAGGACGGUGGAGUGUAUUCAUCUUCUGGCUUAAAGCAGAUUCCCAUUAAAUGGACAGCACCAGAAGCUCUUAACUAUGGGAGGUACAGCUCGGAGAGUGACGUGUGGAGCUUCGGCAUCCUCCUGUGGGAGACCUUCAGUCUCGGCGUCUGCCCAUACCCUGGAAUGACAAACCAGCAAGCACGUGAGCAGGUGGAAAGAGGAUACCGGAUGUCAGCCCCUCAGCACUGUCCAGAGGAUAUCUUUAAAAUUAUGAUGAGGUGUUGGGAUUAUAAACCUGAAAACCGCCCCAAAUUUAAUGACCUUCAGAAAGAGCUCACUGCCGUCAAGAAGAAGAUCACAUAGUGAUAGGACGGUGCCACACAUUCGGGACUCGCUCCUCCAGCAGAAUAAUAAUGUUCUUCACGUUAACAAUAAGUUUAUACCACCUUACCUACAACGGUCUGAUAAAGUUAUUUUUUUUUAUUAACUUUUUAAAAAAUACAUGCCACUUUUUAAAAAAAGGCAAAUGCAUUCAAGAAACACAGUCCUACCAAGGGCUUUAUUAGCUCACCACAGCAAUCCUGCCAUUUCAGGCCACUGUAAACAGAAAAAGCACAGGCUCUAACGUGAGGGAGGACAGAUCUCUUUCCCACCACGACCGUGAUGCUUCUCAAGCUCUCCUGCGUCAGCAGCGCCGUCCCAGCUGCUGUCCUGUGCCUCCCCUGACUCCCGAGGUGCUGUGGCUGCCUGGGCAAUGCCGUGUUUGCAGGACACCUUCCAGCCAAAACCGGCUCUCCACUCUGCCAAGGCAAGUUUAUAUUUGUAAACCUCGUUGAUAUUGGGAAUUACUUGGCCCUACUAGGGUUUUUCUUUAUUGCCAGAAAUAAGUGCAGUGUAACAAACAUAACCCUCCUGUAUUAUUAGCGAGGCGGUCAUUUCCCUCCUCUGUUUGGGCAUCAGAAGCCCAUACAUGAGAUGCCUCAGAAGUCAGGGGGGCACUGAAGAAAAGGACAUCAGAAAAGAGAAGGGAAGGAAAACACAAAAUGUCUUCGUAUCCAAGUUCUGCCUUUACAAACACACACACACACCCUUUUGACUUUAUGGUUUGGAUUCACAGAGCAGGUUCUAAGACUUGUUAUUCAGGAGUUCAUAGAAAAGGCUUUCUUAAUGGCAACACACAUUUUUUUAGAGAAACUGCAAUGCCCACGUCCACAGAACCAGCGGCAGACCUUUGGUGAACCACCUUCACCGCAGAGGGGCCGCCCCAGGGUUAACGCCCUUCACUGGCACCAGUCUCCUGAGCUGUCAGAAUUCCACCAUCCUAGUUCAGAAACACGGGCACGUGUCACGUACACACACUACCGAGAAGCAAGGCAGGUGGGAGCGGAGUAAAUGGUUAAGACGACAAAUGGGCACCGUGAGGAAAAAGCUGUAGGACAGCUCCCCUGUUUCCACCUUCCCCCUAGUUACCCUUCCGCUUCUACCCCGACAUUCUCAUCCUCGGCCGACAGGUGUGCAAGCACCGUCGUGGAGACGCUCUGUGUGAAUACACAACAGUCAGCUCUAGGACUCUGUGGAGCUUACCACAUGUUCUGUACAUAGUUGCCUCUCAGGAUAAAUGUGUGUGGAAGAGGUGGUCACUCUCAGGGGCAGAUGUGCCGUGGGAGCUUGUAAUAAGUGCUCAGGUGUGUGUCCAGAUAAAUAGCACCUUAGUGAUUAUUUGGUCUUUGUUUAUCAGAAGAGCUUAUGGGAUAGAAAAUGCCUCCUGCCCAAUCCAACUAUUUGCCACCUGUGAAUAUCACUGCACAGAACUCACACUCAGUUCUUUGAAAAGUAGAAGGGAUAACACUGAACAGGAACAUGACUUGUGUCUAUCAUUUCAAUCUCCUUGAAGGUUUUGUAUGCAUUUCAUGAUUACUACACUCAGACUAAAGUGAAAGCAUAAUAAACUUGCCCUCAAAAUAUAUUGCAAUAUUCAAAGCACAUUUUUUAAGCAGCACUGUUUUCACUUCUGUCAAAUAUUGUAAAUAAAUGGAACUCUCUUUUGGUGGCACACACUGUGGUGAAUCAGAGCACAGGCUCAUGGAUGGAAAUUAAGUGCUGUGGUCUUCAGGCCCUUUCCAGCCUUCGAAUGUAAGGAUAGGAUGGGGACAUUUCCACUUUGUCAGUAUUUCUAGGUGAACCUUUCUAUAAUAGCCUUUGUUUAUGGAAAGCAGCCUCCCAUCACUUAGCAGCCUCAAUGCUAAGCUCUCAGCAAGGAGAGAAAAUGACGGCUUUGGCUUUAAUUUCGUAAACAAGACCUGAGGCUUAAUCUUCGCAUUCUGGUUUAAAGAAGGAACGUAGCAUUGAUAGUUCACUCAUCCCAGCUGUUAGAAUUUACAAUUCACAUCAUAACUCUGUGCUUAAAUUAAAGACACUUUUCAAAACAUCAUGACAUCUGCAGCGUUUAAAUUCUAUUUUAUUCUUUGUCCCAAAGCAGGCAGUGGUAUAGUUGAGGAUUAGUAACUCACUGAGAGUCUUUCAGGAGCAUAUCAAUUGUAUAGAAUAUUAAAUUUAAUAUAGGCAUAUGCAUCCAGAAGAACUUAUGCAAACCAUUUUUACUGCUAAUUUUCUUGCACUUAAAGCAUAAUUUAUUCAUCCUUUCUGUCACUGAUAAUUGUUGGAAUUAUGUACUUUAGGAAGCUAAUCCAUACCCAAAAAGCACACAAAUACUCUUCUGAAUUUGCAAGUUGAUGUAGGAAAAGAAGGCUUCAAAUUUGCACAAAAUUCUAACUUGUUUAGUAAGAAAACAGUUGUAACCAAAAUUGCCACUGGUCUGAAUGUAAUUAGUCCAGGUCACAAAUCUGUGUUGUUAAUGGAUUUUUUAACAGUUACAUUUAUCACUCCCAUACAGUUCCUGUCACAACCCCUUAAAUUAUGAAUGCGGGAGGCACCCAGGCGGCCUGAAUCUCUGCACCUUUCUCUAUCUUGAAUCACUAAAGAAGCUUCAUGAAAAAUAUUUAGCUAGUAUCAUUUUUCCAAAAAAGAAAUCUUAAUUUUGCAUUUGAGUAAUCUGCAUUUACUCAAAGCCAAUGCAUCCUUUCUCUUCCAAGAAAAUAAUAAAGGAUUAACAAGUUUUAUCUCAACUUUGAAAACCGCAGGUUUUAUCUCAGCCCACCCUGCCACUAGGUCCCCAGUGGAAGGCCUCAUAUAAUCAUUUCUCGAUUCUCUGCCAAAUUUAAUGUAAGCAAUAAAGCUUUUCAUUCAUAAUUUACCACCUUAUCACAAAUACAUUAUUUAAACAUCUUAUAAGCAGAUGAGCAUAAACCAUGAGCCAAAUCAUAUUAGCUAUUGUUCAGUGCACAUUUUGCAAUGUUUUUUUCAGUUGAGGGUUAUUUUAAAAACAAAAAAAUGUUUAGUUACUGAAAUAGAUUUAAUUUUCUUUAAAUCACAAUAUGGUCUUCUUGUCUAUAUUAUACUCAUGUUUCAGUAUCACCAUAUAGUUUGGCUAAUACCACUAAGAUAACCAUGGCUUCACCACACUGGUGUGAGAUUAUGUCAGGAAGAAAGUGUUCUGAUUAUACGUCACACGCCGAGGACCUGGUAGCGGGAUAAACAUAAAACCCAGAGUGCAGCACCACCUCCAGGCGGUGUGUUCCUGUCACUUGGACUUCUCUCUGUCCCUCCACUUCGCAAUUCAUUUUUGUGAAGUCAGAUCAAUGGAAAUUUUCGGAAAAGAGGUUUCAGCCUCUCUUUUCCCCACAUACUCUCUUGAUCACACCGUUGGUAUUUAAAAUGUUUUUAUCAACAAAAUUGAUUGUCCAUAAGCACUGUUCUGGGUCAUGUAAAGACUGGCUUUUGUAUUUAGGAGGUCAGAGCUCUCACACAAAACAGAGAAUAUUGCAAAAUAGAGCAACAAUGAGGCAGACAAUUGAAAGACACUUUUAUGUACUAAUAUGUUCAUUAAAUAGAAAGAUUUUAUAUGAAAAUGAGUUUAUAUUACUUUUCUAUUAUAUUGUUAAGUUAGCAUGAAAGUUUACCAUUAAAAUAGUGGUACCUCUUUUACUACUUUGAUUUGCUUAUACAUACCAGAAACUUUAUUUUAUUUAUUUUUCUGUUUUGAUGAGUUUCAUAUCAAAUCUGAAUAUUAUAUUAGUUGGAAGAAUCCAGAAUUGUAUAUUCAUUUUUGCAAAAGAAAAUACUCAUGUACCAAGAUUACCUACUUGAAAGAGAUAUUGGUACAGUCUUACAGUCCCAUGAAGUUCUCCUUUUAAAAAUAAUGCUAUGAUAUAAAAGAUAUAAACUAUAUAUCUUAGUCAUAAUUCAAUUUAAGAAAAUAUUUAUUACCCAUUGAAAACCAUCCUACUGCCUCAUGCUAAUUCAAAGAUUAAAUUCUGAAUUGUUAAGUGUAGACCCUAAGACUCACUUAGCUGCCUAAUAAGGACCCAGAUUCUUGGGUGGUAGAAAAAUCUGCUGUUCUGAAUUCCCAGUCACUUUAAACUGCAGAGAUGUAAUGAGCACAGGCUUCUGUAUAUCUGUUAAUAAGGAACUGAGGCAAGCAUGUGCAAAGGCAAAGAGAAGGAACCAGUUAUUCUAAGACAGGAUGAUUCAGCCACUGUGGAGAGUGUGGAAUAAAGAGGUACAAAGACUUGGAUAGUGUCACUAAGAAAGCUUAAGGAAAUCAGUGCCACCAAGCCAGAUCCUUUCCAAUAGAAAAUUAAAAAGAUAAUGAAGCCAAAAGAAACCAUAGAGGUCACCUGCCAGCAUGUGAGCAAAGCAAACACCUGUCCCCCUUGCAUCUGGAGCAGCUCACAUCCCUAGCUCAGAGAUGGUGCUGCGCUGAGCAACAUUUAUACUCAUUGUCCUAACAACGAAACGAUUGGGUCAUGUGUCUUCGACAUUUUAGAGAAUAUUCAAAGUCUGUUUUCAUUUGCAUUAGCUAUACUUAAUUUAUCUUAAACUAUAAUCACUGCUUACUCAUACCUUAUUGGAAAUCUUUGGUUGCAAUAGGACUUAACCUAGGCUAGUCUCCUAAAAGAAAGCAUGCUUAUUUCAGUCCUACAUCACCUUUGGACUAAUGUUAACUAACUGGCUCUAUUUUGCCAUGCAUAAUGUGCCCUUUUUGCCCACAUUUUUGAGGGAAAAAUAAGGAUGCACAUUAUACAUGGAUAAUACUAAUUCCAUAUCUAUAUAAAUGUUUUUAAUUCUAUUUCUGGUUAUGUAUUAAGUGUAACUCUAGAAAGCAAUAACGAGAUCUGUAUGUUUAAAACUAAAUGCUAAAAUUCCUCUAUAAUACAAAAAACAAGAACCUAAAUAUAAAAAAAUAAGGAAUUGAAUUAAAAAUUAAAAUGAGAGACUUUUUUCCCUGAAAGUUUGGGCCAAAAACCUGGGUGCGCAUUAUACGUGGCAAAACACGGUACCCUCAGAAGGCCCUUAACUGUGACGACCUCUGGGACAACACGGAAUUAAGCAGGGAAGAAAGAAAAUACCAAUUCAAUUGCAAAGAGCCAUGACUUUAUCCUGGUAACACAGGAGGGAAAGGAAUUUCAGAAACAUCCUAGGCCAGUCCUAGUGCAGCACCACUGAUGAUAGACAUGGGCACAGAGAAUGAGACAUCCAAACAGGGAGAUGAAGGGCAAUGACAAAGUACCAACCCAAAGUGACUCAAAGGCUAGCCUCCCAGCAAAUAAAUGCAGUGUUACUAAGGGAAAGUUAAUCCUCAGAAGAAGGUUUUUGAGGCACUUCCUGCUGCAUGUUAUUUAAUGUUACAUGCCUCUCAAGUCUCUACAACAUUUCUUAAAGAGCACUGAAUUGGAUAUUGAUUUGAUUUUCUUUAUGAUCCCCAUAAUCUCAGGAGGUAGCUGCUGUUGAAUAAGAAUUGCCCUCACUCGGUUUUCCGGUAAGGCUGCGGACACGGCGGAGGUUCGGCCCACUUCCUAAGGGGAGGCUGAGUGACAGCAAACACGUGCCUGGGGUAGCCAGCGCUGGAGGAGCUGUGAAAGCUCCUACUUUUUAUUUUAUUCAAGAAAAAAUGUCUUGCAGGGAAGACAUUCGUGUCUGUGCUUGCAACACGAAGGCGCGCUUAGCUUCCCUCCUUGCCAGCAAACUAGCAGGAGCCCCAACACAAGAAUAUUUAGGACUCACUCUAAAAAGAUUCAAACCUAGAAUUUCUAAACUACCUUUCCAAACAUUACCAUGAGGCCAGCAGGUGUGAGUGUUGUACAAAGUAAUAGAAUACUCUUAGUGAUAGUGACGGCCCCGGUAGCAGAAUUUUGUAAAUUUUUUUCCUCAGCUUUAUCCAUUCACAAGCAUUUCUUAAACUUCUGCCAUGUCUGGUGCAAGGAACCAUGCUGGCUGCUAGUUUUUUUUUUACUUCUGAUUAGUGUUUCCUCAUCUCACACACACUUUUCUUAAUCCUUACUUUACCCAAACAGGAAACUCUUUUAUGGUCAGCUUUCAUCAGACAGCAUCAUCAUUGGCUUAGACCGAAGAGUUUCUCCGCAGGUGCUUAGGAGGCCCCUGCCCUAGAGGGAACUAAGUCCAGGCAUCCCUUCACCAGGCCAACUGUGCACCCACUACGUGAGAGGCCCCAGGACAGGUGCAGCUUACAACACAAAGAAAGCCUAGUUGCAGCCCUUCUUGUGGAGACAGAGUCAGGUGGCAGAUGUGUAUGACGAGUGACACUAUCCAUGUAGGAGGGAGAUCUUCCCAGGACAAGAUCUCCGUGAGCCGGUGUGUUCCCGGAAGUGCCCCCUUACUGACUUGGCUGAGUGAGCUCACUAGGUGACCCACCUCCGAAAAAAUGUUAAGACACUAACAGCGAGUUCUGUAUCUUAAACCCCUCGACAUAUUCAGUUUUUCCAUUCCACUUCUAUGCCAUUAUUUUUUGUUACUUCUUUCACACUCCUAUCAGUAAAUAUCUAAAAGUAGUAUCUCAAUUGUGCCAUGUUCAUGAGUUUUCCCAUAGCUUCAGAAAAGAGAGUAGCAAAUAUGAAGCCUUAAAUUCAAAAUAAGCCAGUCAACCUAGAUAAACAGACCCAAAGCACUAUUGUAUUGACAUUAGCUCUGCUCUACCAGUUCCCCAAAGCAGUGACUACCCUUCCUAAAAAGGGUGUGAUCCUACAAACAUCACACCCUGCUUCUAUUUGCCAAGGACACCUUUAAUAUCAGAAUAAGCACAUUCUAGAUUAGAUCCACAGCAGAUGCUAAAAUGACCUGCUAAGACACCAGAUAGCGACCACCAAAGCAGACAGCAGGAACGCACUCCUGUGCGCUCGGUGCCAACACCAACGUGAAACUCACACCCGUGCAAUGUGUCUGAUCACGCGAGAUCGUACCUUAUUUUGAAAGCAUAGGAAAGAUGUCAGCGGGAAAUAUCAACAGUCUGAGUAACACAGGGUAAGUGGAAGGUGGCCAUAAAAUGACACCCCAAUUCCCGCAUUGGAGCAGCAAAACCCUGACAACAAUAAAUUAGGUUGUGUACGACUCCAAACCCUCAUUAUUAAUAUUUUUUUUCAUGUAGCUCUUGUCAGAUUAUACAACCUUGGGGUCUUCCUUUGAGUUACACAAACAAUCUUUAUGAAACGAUAAAUUAAAUCCUCUUCCCGCAGUGGGUGCUUACAUGCCUAACCGCCCCGCAUUCAGCCCCUUUGGGGCUGAGAGGGAGUCCAAAGUGUUACUGAUUUCCCAGGCACAGGGACCAUCCUGGCAGCCUUUGCCAGCUCAACCAGCAAGUUCGGUAGUUCUCAAACAUGGAUGAGGGAAAGAAAAAUGCCCUACUAUGUAGAAGUUUUUGUCCACAAAUAAUUUGACUUGGUAGAAAUAAACGUGCCUGCCUGCUCUUGAGAAACGCCAGACUGCCGUGGGCAAAUGCAGGGGGCGUGGCGCCCAGAGCCUUGCUCGCUUUGGAUGCUUCUCCUCACCCAGGUGCAGCAGUUCCUACUGCAGGGUGGCGCGGAGGCCUGUCGCCUGCUGUCUGAACUGCGUUGCUUCAGUUGCAAGCAGAAGGCCAGUUCCAGCAGAAGUGAACCUAUCUGCCAUAAUUAUUCCUCCCACUGGCCAUGUACAGAAAAUAUACAGUUAAAUGGAAUUCACUGUUUUUGGAUUUAUGUCAAACAGAUUGGUUCUACAAAGUUCGCCAGAUUCCGCAUCACAAGUACAUUUAUAAUCCUAUGAUUCUAAAUCAAACCCCAGGUAUAGUUUCUGCACAUCAGAUCAAAGAUAAAGAGGAAUUGGUAGACAGGUCUUGGUUGUUCCAAAUUCAUGACCAAAGUGGUCAAAGGCAUAAAACUCCCUUUCACCGGCUGAGCAUCUCCCCUCACUGUGUGGGAUGCCGCUUACCCAACGCCAUGCCCGACAGACUCAGACGCGCACCAUGGACUGAAGCAGGAGCCCCGACCAUCCACAGGCUACUUCUGUCCAUCAUUUUCCCUCAUAAAGCAUUGAGAUUUCUCACUGAAACAACUUUAUGAAUCAAACAUCUAGAAAUCUUAUGUUUUUGUUUAAAUCAGAUGGCCUAACUAAGCAACAUGAGUGUAAUGGGGUCGGUAGUGGGUGAAUUCUGCUGACUUCCAUCUUCUGGUUUUCUUUGUUUUUUCCUUGGUCUGGUCUGACGAGUGCCCUAAAAGACUGGAGCUCGCUGAACUCAUAGCCCUGUAACCACAUAGGGUUAGGCAAAGCCAGGUAGAUGCAGGAGAACCAAAUAAAGCCACCCGAGUCCCAAGAGCAGCACUGACUUCUGCAGGAACCCAAAUAAGCUGAAAGCAAAGAUAAAAUGUACAGAUGAUGCCCCGGCCGUUUACAAGGCAGUCCACUGGCCUAGUCACUUUCCAUUUGCUUCCUCUGCCCUUCGUUAGACUCAGAGUUUGGGGUGAUGGGGUGGGUACACACGUUCUGUCUGCAAGCAUCAUUUUGGGCAAAGCGCUCCAGUGGUUUACACAAUUUCCUUUUAGUGCCAAGUUGUCAGGUUAAAGCACCUUUAGUCAUUUUUGUUACUGUUUUAAAAUAAUAUAUUUGUGAAGUGGAUAAAAGAAACACUGGAAAUCGGGUGCUUAUUAAAAGUUCAAGUAUAAAACAUACAAACAAGGCCUUUGGUGAGUUUAUCUGGCUUUGUAAGCAAGUCUCAAAAUGAGUGAGAGCUAAAUAUAUAAAGUAGUUGUCUGCCUUUUACCAUUUUUAACUCAGAUCUGUAUUUAACACUUAUUUAUUUGUUAGUUUUUACAUUCAAAAGAAAAACAUUUUGAACUUUGGCUAACAUUGUAGGAUGUUUUAAAAUUGUUUUCUACUUUUUUAAAACAUGAUAUCAUCAUUUUUGUAAACUUUGAUCGUUUUUUGAGUAUCCUCUUUUUCUUUUCCAAUGGACCAAUUACCACUUACAGUUCUGCAGAAACUUUUUUAUUGUAUUCUUAU